AUGGGAGAGGCUGUAAAACCGGACAUCAAUGGUCUUAUGGAUAUAAUAGCUUCCACAUCUACAAAGAUAUUCUAUGUACCUGUCGGGGGAAACCAGCAUAACAUCAUUCUGGAACAGGCUAUGAGAAAAACAAACGGAAAAAUUAUACAGGAUAAUGAAAUUGGUAGAUUGACUGUGAUGAGCCAAGUUAUGCUACUGGCAAUAAGCAUAGCAUCAGAAAUUAGAUACUCAAACAACAAAAGCAGAGAGGUCAUCAAGACAAAAAUGAUGGAAAGAUCAGAUUAUGAUGAUAUGCAUGAUGACUGUCUAGAUAUGGUUCACGACUUUAUCAACCCCUUGAGGUUUGAAAACAUGCGAGGGAAUUAUGUGGAAUUAAGGUGUAAUGCACUUCAGCUAGGAGAUAGAGUAAGACGUGGCCCUGAUUGGACUUAUGAUGAUCAAGAUUUGGGUCUUCCAGGGACUGUUAUUGGACAAGAUUUUAACGACUGGAUUUGGGUAGAAUGGGACCAUGGAAACAGACUAACAUAUCGAUAUGAUGAGCAGAAGGAUAGAUAUCAAGUACGAAAAGUAGAUGAAGCAAGAAUACUCGUCGAUGAGAUGAUAGCAGUCGGUUGUAGAGUUGUAAGAGGUCAAGAUUGGAAGUAUGAAGACUACGACGGAGGUAAAGGUUCCUUCGGUACUGUACUUCAAGUGAGAAUUGAAGGCAAGGUUGUAGUGUAUAAUCGAUUUUCAAAGAAUGAUUCAAGAAAACCCCCAAAAGAAGACGGAAAUGCCAGUCAGAAGAAAAGCGAGGCAUGGUCUUUACAAGUAGCUGCUGCAUCGAAUAAAAUUCAAAAGAUUGAGCAACAUGUACAAAAAAUAGAAACACAAUUUCUGGAUGACGCAAGCACGUCAGAAGAAUUGACCAAAGAUGUAUCCACUUUGAUGAACGAUACAAGAGGAUUAAAUUUAGUUGUAGACAAUGUACGAAAUUAUGUACCUUGCGAGGAAGCCAUUGGUGAAAAACAUAAAGUUCGUUCAAGAAGUCCAACAAGUCAAAACUGCACAUUGAAUACUCUAGGAAAUGAUCAAGAAUGCCUUAAAAAAGGAACUACCAAUAACGUUUUAAUUUUGGACCUCCAAACAGAAGAAUCCCUUUCGCAUAAUAUUAAACAGGAAGAAACGUCAAUGAUUUCACAAGAAAGUUCAACUGGGCGACUGAGAAGAAGAUCGCAAGAUGAAUUCGAAGGUAGUAUUUCUACAUGA
Molecule: messenger RNA, 1245 nt
Organism: Mytilus trossulus (common blue mussel)
Lineage: Eukaryota; Metazoa; Mollusca; Bivalvia; Mytilida; Mytilidae
Product: E3 ubiquitin-protein ligase Ufd4-like
Exons: 11
Coding region: 1-1245 (414 amino acids)
Biological process (GO): protein ubiquitination
Molecular function (GO): metal ion binding; ubiquitin-protein transferase activity
Source: RefSeq, a predicted model, not a curated record